Messenger RNA from Lampris incognitus (smalleye Pacific opah), 1993 nucleotides. It is a transcript of the gene faah2b, whose product is annotated as fatty acid amide hydrolase 2b. Bases 1 to 1605 code for a protein of 534 amino acids. Lineage: Eukaryota; Metazoa; Chordata; Actinopteri; Lampriformes; Lampridae. The transcript is spliced from 11 exons. The record is from RefSeq and is a predicted model, not a curated record.
AUGGCGCUGAGCGGCGUUGAGACGGUGCAGGCCUGGUUCUUCCACGCUCUCCAGGCGGGGCUGAUGGGGCUGUUGGGGCUGCUGAAGCUCCUCUUGCCCCGGCGCGCCUCCACCGGGAGGAGGCUGAGCCCCGCCACGGAGCCGCUCCUCCUCACGUCCGCCACCGGACUGGCCCGCAAGAUUCGACGGAGAGAGGUGUCCAGUGUGGAAGUGGUGCAGGCUUACAUUGACAGAAUACAGGAGGUCAACCCUUUACUAAAUGCUGUGGUCAAAGACAGGUUUGCUGCUGCACUCCAGGAGGCGGCUCAAGUGGACAAGCUGGUCGAGGAGGAGACCGGAGGGGAGGAGGUGCUGGAAGAUCGACUGCCUUUACUGGGCGUCCCACUGUCGGUCAAAGAGGCUUUCGGCCUUCAGGGUAUGCCCCACACCACAGGUCUGAUCUCCAGAGAGGGGGUGAUAGCCACAGCGGAUGCCCCGCCGGUGGCACUUCUCAAGAGGGCGGGCGCCAUUCCCCUGGGCGUCACCAACAGCAGCGAGCUGUGUAUGUGGUCCGAGUCCCACAACCACCUUUACGGCAUCACCAAUAACCCGUACGACCUGGACAGGAUACCAGGAGGCAGCUCAGGUGGGGAGGGGAGUAUAUUGGGAGGAGCAGGUUCAGUCAUCGGAGUGGGCUCGGACAUUGGGGGCAGCAUCCGUAUGCCCUGUUUCUUCAACGGUAUCUUUGGCCAUAAAACAACACCAGGGCUGGUGUCAAACGAGAACCAGUAUCCUCCGGCCUCCGGGAGACAAGAGGACUACAUCAGUACGGGGCCCAUGUGUCGCUACGCUGAGGACCUGGUGCCCAUGCUCCGCAUCAUGGCUGGGACCAACGCCCCCAUGUUGUCCCUAUCCAUGAAGGUGGACCUAGAAAAGCUGCGUUUCUUUACCAUACCUCAUGAUGGUGGCUCACCUUUGACGUCCCCUGUUAACAAACAGCUCAUCGAGAUCCAGAGGAAGGUGGCGGAGCGUCUGGAGGAAGACCUGGGUGUGAAGGUCGAGGAAGUGAGUUUCAGCGAGCUUCGAUACAGCUUCCAGAUCUGGGACACAUACAUGGGUCUCCCAGACAAGGAGGGCAAGCCUCCUAAGCCAUUUGUGGAGUUAAUGGGGGAGCCAGGGUCGCCUGCCUGGCCUUUGUGGGAGCUGUUGAAAUGGAUGGUGGGAAAAUCGGAUCACACUAUGGCAGCUAUUGGACUGGGCCUGCUGGAGAUGACCCAUAAGUCCAAGCCCUCCUUGUUCAUCCUCCAGCAGAAGGAGAAGCUACAGAUGGAGGUCGAGGAGCUUUUGGGAACCGAUGGAGUUCUUCUGUACCCGUCGCACCCCAACGUGGCACCCAAACACCACCACCCGCUCUUCCAACCCUUUGACUUCGCCUACACAGGCAUUUUCUCCACCCUGGGUCUGCCGGUGACUCAGUGUCCACUGGGGCUGAGUAAAGAGGGUCUGCCCCUGGGCGUGCAGGUCGUGGCCGGGAAGCUGCAGGACCGUCUGACCCUCGCCAUGGCCCUCUACCUGGAGAAGACAUUCGGAGGCUGGAGGGAUCCUGGAUCAGACAAAAACCACUGACCUGAUCAAUACACAUACAGACGCUUCUCUCCGGAGGCUCUCCUUUUGCCGGAGACGCAGGAGGAAUCAAACAGACAUCUUACACCAAACACACCACACUAUAUUAUUUUACAUUUCCCAUGGUCGCCAUUUCAGAUUCCAUCAACAGUAUCACCCACUUGAGGCAGUCGUACGUAAUGCUUUGAGACAGCACCAGGGAUCGGGGGAGAGGAAACAACAAACAUCAGUCACAAGGUCAAUCAAAAACAAACCAUGUAAGGCGCCCCCCCCCCCCCCCCCAUCAGAUCACAUCAGACCAACUGACGUUUGUCUUCAUAAACGUUCAUUUGCUGCAACGCAUGUCAGAUUCAUAUCAAUUACCUGCAGUUUGAGCUCUACAUCACACACA